Acanthamoeba castellanii str. Neff is the source of this 1350-nucleotide messenger RNA. Its product is annotated as histone acetyltransferase family protein. The record is from RefSeq and is a predicted model, not a curated record. Gene Ontology annotation, molecular function: histone acetyltransferase activity. The transcript is spliced from 8 exons. The coding region runs from base 1 to 1350 and encodes 449 amino acids. NCBI's taxonomy places the organism in Eukaryota, Discosea, Longamoebia, Acanthamoebidae. Gene Ontology annotation, biological process: regulation of DNA-templated transcription.
AUGAGUGCAGAUGCCGCCACUAAUGGAAGGUCGGGCAAGAAGGAGCCGCUGGAGAUAGGAACGAAGAUACCUUGCCGAUGGAAGCAGGACGGCAAGCUGCACACCUGCGAAAUCCUUGAGCGCAGGCCCGGCACGAAGGAGGGGACGUGGGAUUACUACGUUCAUUACGUCGAAUUCAACAGGCGGCUCGAUGAGUGGGUCACCGAGGAUCAACUCAGCACGGACAAGGAGAAGGAGAAAGAAGAGAAGGCCGAACGAAACGAAAGGAUCAAGACAAGGCAGACCAAGCGCAAGGCUCACGAAAUCACUCACAAUAAGGUCAACGUGAGCCCAUGCAUCUCGCGCCAGGAUCUGACCCGAUUCUCACAUGAGGAUACGAAGCUCUCGGCGCUCGAGAAAGAGCAUGAGGAGAUCACCAAGGUGAAGAACAUCCAAACCAUUGAGAUCGGCAAGUUCGAGGUCGACACCUGGUACUUCUCGCCCUAUCCCGAGGAGUUUGCGAACUGCCAGAAGCUCUACAUGUGCGAGUUCUGCCUUAAGUACAUGAAGAAGAGGAAGACUUUGCAGCGUCACAAGGUGGGCUUCCUUCUUUCAGCGCUGCGUCGUUUGGGUCCGACCUCGGAUAGCUCACUUCCUAACCUCAUGCAGCUCAAGUGCGACCUGCGGCACCCGCCUGGCAACGAGAUCUACAGAAACGGCACGCUGUCCGUCUUUGAGGUGGACGGCAAGAAGAACAAGAUCUACUGCCAGAACAUGUGCCUGAUGGCCAAACUGUUCCUCGACCACAAGACUCUCUACUACGAUGUCGAGCCUUUCCUCUUCUACAUCAUGACCGAGUGCGACAACAGGGGCUGUCACAUGGUUGGAUAUUUCUCCAAGGAGAAAGACUCUCCGGAUGACUACAACAUUGCCUGUAUUCUUACCAUGCCGCCUUACCAGCGAAAGGGCUACGGCAAGCUUUUGAUUGCCUUCGCCUACGAGCUGACCAAGAGGGAAGGAAAAGUGGGCAGUCCGGAGAAGCCUCUCUCCGACUUGGGGCUGUUGAGCUUCAGGAGCUACUGGACCCAAGUUCUGCUCGAGAUUUUGAGGAAGCACAGAGGAAACAUCUCCAUCAAGGAUAUGAGUCAGAUGACGGCUAUCAAGACGGAGGACAUCAUCUCCACGCUGCAGUCGCUCAGUCUGAUCAAGUACUGGAAGGGCCAGCACAUCAUCUCCGUGACCCCGAAGGUGAUCGAAGAGCACCUGAAGCUUUCGCAGAAGAAGAACACGGGUCCGCUCAUCGACCCCAAGUGCCUGCACUGGACCCCGCUGCUGGACGACACCGUCAUUAAGAAGACCAAGCACGCUUAA